This is a messenger RNA of Pyricularia grisea, 969 nucleotides long. RefSeq lists its product as uncharacterized. The record is from RefSeq and is a predicted model, not a curated record. The coding region runs from base 1 to 969 and encodes 322 amino acids. NCBI's taxonomy places the organism in Eukaryota, Fungi, Ascomycota, Sordariomycetes, Magnaporthales, Pyriculariaceae. The transcript has a single exon.
AUGGGCCUGCUUCACCGCAGCGAUCGCAAAGAUCCACCUCCACCCUAUACGGCCCGAGCUGAUGGCGCCAGAAGUCCCCACCAAACAGCCAACCUGAACCCACUGGCUGAUCAGCGUCCCAUUGACUCAACCGAGGGCAAAAAAUCUACCAAGUCGCCCGCACCUCCAUCACCUACCAACCUUGCACCUCCUUAUGAUGACCAGUCGGCCUCGGGCUCGUCCCCACCAUCUCUCUUUGGCGACGCCAGCCGUUAUGCCGGCCCGCCGCAGCCGUCGGGGGUCAUGGGCAACGUCGCGCGUCAAUUCCCUCCCGUGUUCGCCCUCUACUCCAACGGAAUGUCACUGAGUCGCAGCUACAUGAUCGGCCCGCACCAGAACGAGCCGCUCUACGCCGUCGAGCUCCACACGGGCAUGUCUAGCAGUCCUCCCUUGGUCCUGCACAACGGCCCCGACGCCUCGUGUCCCAUGCUGGCGAGCCUCGAGUUUCACACCUUCAGGAGCUCGGUCGACAUGAUGGUCCCUCCCCUGCCGGGAAUGUCGGGGUCGCCCGAGAUCAAGCUCCAGAGCACUGGUUCGUUUCACAGAUCGUACAUGUUCAGCAUCGAGGUCGGGCUGGGCGGGCAGAUGCGCUCCGAGAUGUUUGAGUGGCGGCACUCGUAUGGGGCCGCGAUCGAGGCGCUGGAUGGCGACUUUGACGGCUACAAACUUGUGCGUCUGGAGCGGGGCCCUCCCCCCGGAAUGCCAGCCGGGGCGCGCUACGACCCUGGUCAGUUCGCCGCCAGCGAUGGGCUCGAGGUGGUCGCGGCCUGGACUGACGCUCGCCUGAGCUGGACCAAGCAGGGCAAAUUCGCCUUUAUCGGCACAGGACAGUCUGGGCUGCUAGGGGAGCGCUGGGCUGUGGCUGCCGUCUUGUCGGCGCUUGCCAUUUGGGAGAUACAGAGGAGGCGCAAGCGAAACAAUGCCAGCUAG